Messenger RNA from Aaosphaeria arxii CBS 175.79, 564 nucleotides. RefSeq lists its product as uncharacterized. The transcript has 2 exons. NCBI's taxonomy places the organism in Eukaryota, Fungi, Ascomycota, Dothideomycetes, Pleosporales. The record is from RefSeq and is a predicted model, not a curated record. The coding region runs from base 376 to 558 and encodes 60 amino acids.
CGCUACCUUGCUGUUGUGCUGCAAGCUGUCGCCAAUCGUACACUCUGUUUGGCCCCCAAAUGAGGGCUCUGACAUCACAGGCAAUGGAAACGAGGUCUUGACUUGGUCUCUUGUGCUACGUGAAGAUAAGAAUGUAUGUCAGCCAUGGCCGGAUACUGGUAGUCAUCGUGAUAUUGUAUCGCCACAUAUAGAGUUAUGGUCUUCUGAGCAAGACUACGCCCAGGUAUUCAAUAUCUAGACGUCCAUAAUAUCAAUGGUAUUCAUCGUACUUUAAAAUAGUCUGGUUUCAAGAGAAUAGUUCCCACCAUCCCAGUUGCAGUCAUUCAAAGAAGGUUUGCAGACUAACGCCAGGUACAAUACAAUAGCGAGCGGAAGAUGCCCAAGAGUCAAGACCCUGACCCACAGCCUGGCACCCACCCAUUGACAUCAUUCCGCAUUGCUUACCCCUCCCCUCACUCUCCACACACUCAAACUCACACUCACACUCACACUCACACUCACACACAUGGUGACAUGCAAAGCACUUCGAGCAAUUGCCAAUCAGUAACUUCAAUUUGACACAAC